Syngnathoides biaculeatus (alligator pipefish) is the source of this 5139-nucleotide messenger RNA. It is a transcript of the gene vat1l, whose product is annotated as vesicle amine transport 1-like. Gene Ontology annotation, molecular function: oxidoreductase activity. NCBI's taxonomy places the organism in Eukaryota, Metazoa, Chordata, Actinopteri, Syngnathiformes, Syngnathidae. The record is from RefSeq and is a predicted model, not a curated record. The coding region runs from base 241 to 1482 and encodes 413 amino acids. The transcript has 9 exons.
UGCACCAGCAAUUACGCCCAGUUCGUUCAAAUGAGUAAUUAACGGACCUUAGGAAAAGAUAGCAGGAUGAUAAUGGCGAUAAUGUGAUCGUCGGCAUUUUGGGGCUCGCGCGAGUUAGCGGCUGCGGCGUCAGACGAACACGGGCUGAGGGAGGCCGGGCUGCCGCGCACAGGCUGCAGCGCGCGUCAGUGAGCCGUUGACGAGGCGCCGAGAGACGCACGCACAGCCCGGGGCUCCGACAUGGCUCAGGACGGAGCAGACAUGACGGAGGAAACCGAGUGCAUGAUAGACAGAGACGCGGCGAGGAAGCCGGCGAGCGGGGAGUCUGCCGGGAACGCGAAGGAGAUGCGGGCGGUGGUGUUGUCGGGCUUCGGGGGGCUCAACAAACUCCGAGUCACCAAGAAGCUGAUGCCCGAGCCGCAGCGUGGCGAAGUGAAGAUCCGCGUCAAAGCAUGCGGUUUAAACUUCCUGGAUUUGAUGGUUCGUCAAGGAACUAUUGACAAUCCUCCUAAACCUCCGCUUGUUCCUGGCUUCGAAUGCUGCGGGAUCGUGGAGUCCGUGGGUGAAAACACGCAAAGAUUUGAGAUCGGAGACCGAGUGGUGGCUUUUUCCAAUUACAACGCCUGGGCGGAGGUUGUCUGUACCCCGGAGGAGUUUGUCUACAAACUGCCGGACGAAAUGACUUUCGCGGAAGCCGCCGCGUUCGCGCUGAACUUCGUCGCCGCCUACAUGAUGCUCUUCGAGGUGGCCAACCUCCGGGAGGGAAUGUCGGUGCUGGUGCACUCAGCCGGUGGUGCUGUCGGUCAGGCUGUGGCUCAACUGUGCUCCACCCUACCCAACGUCACCGUCUUCGGGGUCGCCUCAAGUUCCAAACACUCCGCCAUCAGAGAUUCGGUGACUCAUCUCUUUGACAGGAACGCCGACUACAUACAGGAAGUCAAAAAGAUAUCUUCAGAGGGAAUAGACAUUGUGCUGGACUGUCUAUGUGGGGAAAACACAGGAAAAGGCCUCAGUCUCUUGAAGCCCCUGGGAACGUACAUCCUCUACGGCGCAUCGAACAUGGUUACUGGGGAGACAAAGAGUUUCUUCAGCUUUGCAAAAUCCUGGUGGCAGGUGGAGAAGGUGAACCCCAUUAAACUGUAUGAGGAGAACAAAGUCAUGGCAGGAUUCUCGUUGCCCAACCUCCUCUUCAAGCAAGGACGAUCGGAUUUGGUGAAAUCGGUGAUGGACAAACUGCUGUGCCUCUACAACCAAGAGAAGAUCAAGCCGCUGGUGGAUUCUCUCUGGGCUCUGGAGGAAGUUAAAGAGGCCAUGCAGAGAAUUCACGACAGAGGCAACAUUGGAAAACUCAUUCUGGAUGUCGAGAAGUCGCCGACUCCUUUGAUGGCCAGUGACAGUACUGAGACAAGCGAAGCGGGGGAGGAAGAAGAGGAGGCGGAGGGGGACAAUGACUGCAAAGAGCGCAUGCCUUUUAUCCAUUAGAGCUAACCGAACAUGCCGUGAGGUGUCCCUCGCGGGGUUACCUUGUGAGGUCGCGCUGAGCGAGUUGCGCAGUGUUUGUGCACGUAAUGUACUCAUUUUAGCAUUCAUCUCAUUUGUUACCUGUUGCUACUUGCAGAUAAGAGUGUUGGUGAAAGGAUGUUUUUUGUUACGCAUGUGUAAAGUAUGAAUUGCAUUGUUAUGCGAUGUAUUUUUUUAAACGAUCUAGUGAGUCACUUUAAUUCAUAAUGUGAGUUAUUAAAAUGCAGCUAACCCCGCUGACCUGCUUUAAGGAUUUAACAUGUACUGUAGUCCGUUUUCUAUUUAGUAGAAAAUCUAUGUUUAACAAAACAUAUGCUAACAAUCAUCCCUGUACUUGAUGAUGGCAAAUGAAGUGAAAUAUUAGUUAGGGCAGAAAUUCAUACAUCCAGAGAAUGUUAUUUUUAAGCAUCCCAAUUGGUGCGCACCUUGUUGUGUCAUGGGAUCACACGUGCCUUGUGUUUGAUAAUUGAAAUGUUUUCCCUAAUGUCAGACUACCAAGAGAACACAUUUACUGUCUUUAACUAGCGAAUUAAGACCCGCCAAAAAUAAUCAUGUUGUACACUGAGAAUGACGUUUAGUGAGACCUUUGUACACAGCAAUUGGAUUGAUGAAAAUCAGUUUUAUCCAUCCAUCCAUUAUCUAUAGCUUUUCCAGGUCCGGUCACAGGGGAAGUAGCUUCAGCAGGUAUACUCAGACUUCCUUUUCCCCAGCCACUUCUUCCGGGUCUUCCGAAGAGAUCCCGAGUCGUUCCCAGGCCAACCGAGAGACAUGGUCCCUCUAGAAUGUCCUGGGUCACCCUCGGGGUCUUUUUCCGGUGGGACGUGUCCGUACCACCUCACCAGGGAGGCAUCCGGGAGGCAUCCGGAUCAGAUGCCCCAGCCACCUCAUCUGGCUCCUCUCAAUGCGGAGGAGCAGGAGCUCGACACUGAGCCCCUCCUGGAUGACCGAGCUUCUCACCCUAUCUCGAAGGGAGAGCGCGGACACCCUGCGGAGGAAACUCAUUUCGGCCGCUUGUACCCGGGAACUUGUUCUUUCGGUCAUGACCCACAGCUCAUGCCCAUAGGUAAGUUUAGGAACUUAAAUCGACUGGUAAAUUGAGAGCUUUGCCUUUCGACUUAGCUCCCUCUUUACCACAACGGACCGAUACAAAAUCUGCAUCACUGCAGUCGCUGCACCGAUCUUUCUGUUGAUCUCCCGCUCCAUUCUUCCCUCACUCAUGAACAAGACCCAAAGAUACUUGAACUCCGCUACUUGGGGCAGGUUCUCAUCCUCGACCCGGAGGGGGCAUGCCACGCUUUUCCGACCGAGGACCAUAGCCUCGGAUUUGGAGGUGCUGAUUCUCAUCCCCGCCACUUUCAGUUUUAUCAUGAAACCUUUACCAGCACAAGUUUUAUUUAUAACUUGGUUACAUAAAUGGUGAUAUUUAUAAAACACUGGGAACCAUCAGGACAUGAUUUGAAAAGACAAAGUUUCCAUCCAUUCAUUUUCUUUCCCCUUAUCUGAGAUUGUGUCCUUGGGGCAGUAUCUUUAAUAGGGAAACCCAGACUUCCCUUUCCACAGUCACUUCAUCCAGCUCUUGCGGGGGGAUCCCAAGGCGUUCCCAGCCCAGCCGUGACAUGUAGUCUCUCCAGCGUGUCCUGGGACGUCCUGGGAUCUCCUCCUGGUGGGACGUGGCCGGAACACCUCACCAGGGAGGUGUCCAAGAGGCAUCCAAAUUAGUUGCUUAAGCCAACUCAUCUGCCUCUUCUUGGUGCUACUUUGAACCCCUCCCGGAUGACUGAGCUUCUCACACGAUCUCUAAGGGAGAGCCCAGACACCAUGCGGAGGAAACUCAUUUUGGCCGCUUGUAUCUGGGAUCUUAUUCUUUCGGUCACAGCCUACAGCUCAUGACCAUAGGUGAGUGUAGGAACAUCGGUCGACUCGUAAAUUGUGAGCUUAGCCAUUAAGCUUAGCUCCUUCUUCACAACAUUGAACUGAUACAAGGUCAGUAUCACUGUAGACGCUGCACCGAACUGCCAGUCGAUCUUCCGUUCCAUUCUUCCCUCACUCGUGAACAAGACCCCAAUAUACUUGAACUCCUGCACUUGAGGCAGGAUCUCAUCCCCAACCCAGAGAGGGCACGCCACCCUUUUCCAACUGAGGACCAUGGUCUCAAAUUUGAAGGUGCUGAUUCUCAUUUUAAACACUUCACACUCGGCUGUAAAUCACUCUAGUGAGAGUCAGAGACCACGGCUUGAUGAAGCCAAUAGAACCACAUCAUCUGCAAAAAGCACAGAUGCAAUAUUGACGCCACCAAAACGGAUGCCCUCUAUCCCUCGGCUGCGCCUACAAAUUCUGUCCACAAAAGUUAUGAACAGAAUCAGAAUCACCUUAGCAUAGUCUGACUGUCAAUGGAAAGAAAUACAACAAUGCGAACCGAAUUCUGACACUAGUUCUCCAGAGACAAAAGAGCCCAUAUCAGUGGGUUCGUUAUCCCAUACUCCCGAAGCAUCCCCAGUUAUCUUCCUGAGGGACACAGUCAUACACCUUCUCCAAGUCUACAAAACACAUGUAGACUUGUUUGGCAAGACUACCAUUCACACUUUAGGACCCUGACGUUGGUGUAGAGCAGGUUCGCCGUUCCACGGCCAGGUCACAAAUCACACUGUGCCUCCUGAUUUUGAGAUUUGACUUACCAACGGAUCCUCCUCUCCAGCACCCUUGAAUAGUCCUAACCAGGGAGACUGAUGAGCCUAAUCCCCCUGUAGUUGAAACACCCAAUCUGCUAUUGCAGAGGCACUGUCCCCAAUGUCAAAGCGACGUUGCAGAGACGUGUCAACCAGGACUUGCUCACAACAUCCAGAGCCAUUCGGAACUUUGGGCGGAUCUCAUCCAACAACCCCUCAAAAUAUAUUUCAGUCUGCCAGGUCAGACCGGCAUCUUGAGAAUAUCAUGAGAAAACAAUAUGAGAAAUGAAAAUAAAUCAGACUUUCUGUUUUAAAAAAAAAAAGUCUUAGAGGAUGAGGAGGAUUUCUUCAGUCAGACUGCCAUUUGGGAAAACCUUUUAUUACCUGUCUGACCAAAGUUACUGUAUUGACUUUCUGGUGCCUCAAUACAAACGUGGCCUGAGAAAAUGCUUAUUUUUAGAAUAAACAUAACCCAUCAACGUUUCAAAAAUGUCAUCAAAUGCAGGGAUUACUAUUUAGAGGCCCUGAUUAUUCCCAUGUAUUAUGUAAUGUUUUUAAUGUGUGUGUGCCAUGUAACAGAAAACUUGAAUCAAACUUUCACAAUGCCAGAUGUUACAAGUGUACAGGAAGUACCAACUAAUUGAAAACAAGCUGUUAAACACACCAUCAGCUCAUUAAAAUCAAAACUAACUUAGGAAAUACCCAACAUGGUCGAAAUUCUUUCUAGAUUUAACCAAGAAAUUUGUGUAAAGUAGCUCAUCACUUUUGAAAUAAAUCUGAGUAUCAAGUAAAAAUAUAUAUGAUAUGUGUGCUUGUAAGAGAAAAGGAAAAGGCGCAUGUUUUGGUAAUUUUUGCAUAUGUAUGUGUUAAUGUGACGUCCAAAUGGGGGGAAAAAAGGAAAAGACGAGUAUCUUGGUUUAUUUUUGGUUCUUUCUUAUCUGUGGUUGAGUAA